CAACUCUUACAAAGAAGGCUUGACUAUACUAUUUUUAUUGCUUGAUUUAGUAAGAAUGCAUUUUAGACCUUAUUACAGUUUUUAAACUCAAAAAGUAGCUCUCUUUUUUAAUUUCUAUGGAAUAACUUUUAGCUUUUUGAUAUUAAUUGCGCGGUUAACGCCAUAACCAAUUAAUUUGAUUACUUUUUUCUCUCCAGUGUUAAUUCCCAUAACAUAUGUAAUGGCAAGCAAGACAAUAAUUUAUAUAGAAAAUAAUACUUUUGAGGAUCUAUAAAAUAGCUUAAACAAUUAAUAAAUUAAUUUAACUAAACUAGAUAGAAUAAUUAGACUUACUGUACUUAAAUAAACUAAAGAUUAAAAUCUAACAUUUUCACAAGUUGAUAACAUUUUAAUGAAAUAAAUGAAUAUAAUUACCUAAAAAUAUCAAAGAUAAAGCUCCAAAAAUUAAGAAAAUCAUUUAGAUAAAUAAUAGGAAAUAAGUUAACGUGUGUAAGAUCUUGAAUAAAUUUAAAUUAAUUUUGAUGACGCACAUUCCCAUAAAAAUACAAAAAAAAUUAGAAAACAACUAAAGGAAAUUUUGAAAGAAAUAUUUUAGAAUACUUUAAAAAGCAAAAGUGGAAUUUCUAAUGCAAGAGAUCACGCAGUAUAUUUCGUUUUUUUAAUUGAAAUCAUGGGAUCUCUUAGACAAUAUUGGAUUCUAUACAAAAAUAUUUUAUAAAAAGAGAACUAAUUUUCGAAAUAAGCCCAAAUAUUUAAUUCUAUCCACAAUAUCAUUUAUCAAAAUAAAGCUGAUGUUCUAAAAAAAGAUCAAGUUAGUGAUCCUUUUGGACUUAAUUAUUUAAGUGUGAUGUAGUAUGAAAAAUAGCUUGAAGAAACUGUCAAGCUAUUUGAUGUGGUGAUCAGAAAUAAAAUUGAAGUUUUGGUUAAAAUGAAGCAGAAAUUAAUUAACUUGGAAGAGUUAAUCAAAGAAAUUGAGUUAUUCUUUUAAAAUAAUAAAAAGUUAAAAAGUUAUUUAAAUUAAUUGACUAAAAUUAACUCAUCUAAUAACACUUUAUAUGAGCUUUUGCAUCUAUAUUUAGAUACUUUAGCUUUUGCUGAUAAAGACAUUUAAAUUCCUAGAUAUACUGCAGAUAUAAAUAGAAAAAAAAUAGACCAAUAGAGUUAUAUAAAAAGAAAUUGGUAAUAAGAUUUAUACAGUAAGUACACUUGCGUGCUUGCGUCAACUUAUGAAGAGUCAGGUGCCUUAACUGUGAGAAAUGUAACUCAGAAUUUCUAUAAAAUUUUCAAUUUAAAAAAUAAAGAAGAAAUAAUAAAUAAAAGAGUUGAUAUUAUAAUCCCUUCUUAUUUGUAAAGCACACAUUAAAAAUAUGUUAACCAUUUCCUAGAAAAAAAAUGUAAUCUAAAAAAUGCUUUGUAUAAUAAAUAAGUGGUUUUUGGUGCUCUUUCUAAUUGCCAUAUUUUACCUUUACAAAUUGAUAUCAAGGUGAACCAUUUAUUAGAUUAAUCUUAGUUUGGCUUAACCGCAAAAAUCACUGCAAUUGAUUAGAAAAAGCAAUUUAUUCUUUACUGCCCAAAGACUUAUUAAAUAUUAGGAAUGACUCAAAAAGUGUCCAAUAUACUAGGGUUAAGCAGUGAAAGAAUAAUAAAAUUUAAAAUUAAUUAACUCUUUCCUUUAGUAUAAGAAUCUGGUUUUGUUCGUAUUAGAUAGUAAAUUAAUCAGAAUUCAUAAAUCUUUGAUCAGGAAGACCAAGAUCAUGAAUAUCAAAAUCAUUAACAUAAUUUAGUAAAAUCAGAGCUGAAAAUAGACAAUAAGAAACGAAAAACAAACAAAUAGCCAGUGAAUUAAUAAGAAAUAUCAUUUUAAGAAGAUUUCUUGUAUAUAUCAAAGAAUAUUACAGAACAAAUUUUAAGUGCUAAAAAAAUUUCAAAAAGCACUACUAGCAAGGUGAAAUAAACUGCCAAAUUAGAAAACGAGGAUUUAAUUAGCAAUUUUUAAUUUUUAAUGAUGAAUUUAUCAGUGAAAAAAGUCGAUUAUUAAUUGAAUUAAACAUUUUGUUAACUAGAAAUAGUUAAUGCAAAAUAGUAUUUAAUAGAAUAGAACCUACAGGCAAUAUUUUAUUAAGUAAAAAGUUAAAUAGGAUUAUAUUAGAAUUAAUUAAAUAAUUCUCAUUUAAAUCCUCUAAUAUCUCUUGAAACACUUUAAACUUUACUAACAGAGCUUUCUAAAUGUUUUGAGAAUUCAUAAACCAAAAUUUAGAGUUUUUCUUCAAAUGUAUCUCUGGGCCAUCAAAAUAAUAUUUCAGAUAUUGCAAAUAACUCAUUUUAAGCACAAAAUAAUAUUGCACAAGCACCCUAAAAAGAUACAGCCAAUUUUAUAUCAGAUAUAUUUCACAGUUAGCUUUUUCCUCAGCAAGUACAGCAAGAAACAAAUUCUAAAAGAUAAAUUUUAAAUCCUUUAAGUAUUGAAGAUGUAAAGUGUAAUUCAGGAGACUUUCCAUCAAUUAUUUCAUAAUAAAAUGAAAAUAAUAUUGAUAACAUAAGUAAAAUUUCUGAGUGUUAAUUAAAGCAAUACCCACCUACCACGAGAAGAAGUUUAUUGGAUAAGCAAGAUGAUAGUAUUCUCUAAUUAACUGCUGAUCAAGGAAUAGAAUAAGAUAUCUCUAACUUAAACACCUACACUCCUAGAGAGAAAAUCUUAUCAUUAGGCGAGAAGACUUCAACUGAAACUUAGAGAAAUUAAAUGAAUUAAAUUCAUUCAAGCAACAAAUCGUUGUUAAAAAAUAACGAUUUAAACUAUUUAUAAAUGAAUGAUACUUAGAACUAAUAAACAUCUCAUAAUUUACAACAUGCUAGUAAAUUUUAACCAAAAAGUGCAAAGAAACUCACCAGCAAAAAUAAUAAACAAAGGAACUCUUAAUAAGCAAAAUUUAACAACUUUUAAUAGACUUUUUAUUAAGAAUAAAUGAACUUUUCAGAUAAGCAUAACAUAGAAUCUCUAUUGGAUAAAAGUAAAAUUAAAGAUAAAAAGCAACUAAGUAUUUGCAGGCAGCAAACAACUUUGAACAGGUCUAAAAGAAACUAAGAAAACUCUACGAAAAGAGAAAAAGAGGUUCUAAAAUAAAUUUUAGAUAAAUAAGCAGAUAUCUAAUCGACUAGCUCUAAGAAAUCUUCUUAUGCAUCUGCAUCUAGGCAACUUAACUAAAUACUUUCUUAUUAGCAUGUGCCUUUAGCAAUAAAAAUUUCAACAUCUAUUGGAAUAAUUAGUUAUUUUGUUAUAAAUAUCUUAAUAAUAACGUAGUAUUUGACUCUGAGUAGCUAAAUAACAUAAAGCAAGCAAGAUAAAUUUUAUUCAACCUGGCCAAUAGACUUCUAAGCUGCUGUAUGGAAUUUAGUUAGAGACAACAACAUUAUAUAUGCUGUUAAGGGUUUGAAUGAUUACAAAUUUCCCUCAUCAAAUGUUAAAAAUUUAUUCUUAAAUAACACUUUUUAUAAUAUUCUAGAAACUAAAAAUAUUGUUAGUGAGCUUAUAGCCUAAACUUCAGGAUAGAAUGCAAAUGCUCUUCCAUUUUAGCUUCUGAAAUAAUUACCAAACACCUUCUAAAUAGGAAAAUAUUAUAACUAAGAUAACAUUACGAAGGUAUCAUCAAUUGUUUAAAAGUAUGUUUUCUAUUAUGUGAAUUACACAACAACUAUCCACUUCUCUAUAAUUUUAUCUUAUCAGCACACUUUUAGGUACGCAGUUGGAUUGGGUACAGGAAGACCGGAGUACUAUAUGAUUUUAAAUAACAUAAAUUUUUACUAAUCUUUAGGGAGUGUUUAAUAGCAAUUAUUAAAUAUUUAACAAUAAAGAGAUAGUGACCUAUAAGACUAGUUAGUUUAAACUAUGAUUUUAAUUAUAGUCAUAUCUGGUGUUUGUAUUGGUAUUAUUAUACCUCUUUAUUCGUACAUCCAAUAGCAAAGAGAAGAUAUAGUAACUCUUUUUUCCACUUUCAGCUCAAUAAAGUUAGAUGAUAUGCUUGAAAAAAUACAAAAUAGUUACGAAUAUCAUAGAAAAUAACACAACUUAGCCGCUCUUAAAAUAAGCAACUUCAAGUCAGAAGGAAAUAAGAAAAUAGCGAAAAAUAUUAGUGCUACAACAAAAUUACAAAGGAUUAGCAUUCCUUUAUUGUUUAAACUACUUAUAUUAUUUGGUUUAAUAAUCAUAUAUCCUAUUGUAAAUAAAAUAGUAACAUCAAACUACAUAACGUAAUAGACAAUAGCUCUGAAUACAGUUGUUAAUAUGUAUAAAUUAAAGGGCUAUAUAUCUCAUAUUAUAGCUUAAAAUUAUAAUGUCGUUUAUAUGUAAAUGUAUCCAAAUGCUAAGCCUAUUAUGGUAGGUAACUUUUUAAAUGAUAUCAAAGACCUAGUUAGUUACAUUGACUAAUAUUAGCAAGAUCUUUAGGAUAUUAUUGAUUUAUAACCAACAAUAAAUAGAUAUCAGUAAAAUGACUAUGAUAAUUUCUUCUUCUAAAUAUUUAAAUCUAAUAUGUGCUAAGUAUUCUAAAAUUAUCCUUAGUAUAACUCCAAUACUACACUGAUUAAUAAUAAUGAUUGUACUACAGUGCACAAUGGGAUACUAUAAAAAGGAUUGUAAAUUAGUAUUAAGGAAUUUCUAACAAUAUAUCCAACUUUGUAUUCAAUUUACCAAAUUUAAGAUCCAAAAAAAUACACUCCUCUUCUCUAAAAAUUUACAGCCAGCUUUAAUAUUCAGGAUUUCACAAAGUUUGAAAUGAUCUUAGAAGAGGUACUUGUAUCUCUAAAAAACUUCAUUUUUUCUGUAAGUCAAGAUUACUAUGAUUAUAUUUCUUUAAUUUAGAUUUGGCUUUUACUCUACUAAAUAUGUUUAAUGACUGUAAUCUUUAUUUUUGGGUGGCUUCAGUUCUCCUUCUAAUUACAUUAUAAAUUGCUUAAAACAAAAUAGUAUUUGCAGGUUAUGGACAUUGCAUCUUUACUUGAAAACAGCUAUAUUCUUAUUUUUAUUAAAAAAAAUACAUCUAUUUGAUUCAAUGUAUAAU
Messenger RNA from Tetrahymena thermophila SB210, 5054 nucleotides. Its product is annotated as transmembrane protein, putative. The record is from RefSeq and is a predicted model, not a curated record. NCBI's taxonomy places the organism in Eukaryota, Ciliophora, Oligohymenophorea, Hymenostomatida, Tetrahymenidae. The transcript is spliced from 3 exons.